UAUAAAUGCAGUUGCAUUAUACAAGUAGGGCUUUUUUUGCAGUCAGUGCAAUACCAUACUUUUUGUUUUUGGGGAUGAAACAGUAAAAAAGUUACUGUUGUAGCUGUUUUUCCACCAUUGAGAGGACAUUUGACAAAUUUUGCUUUAAGCCGAAGCUUACAAAGGUCUAAGUCCAAGAUGGAGGAAUCCAAUCGCGGUAUGGCUGGUUGUGAAAACGUAUCACAAUUCAUGCUCGAUGACCUACAAUUAGCUGCCGAACUGGGCAAAACCCUUCUAGAACGCAACAAGGAACUGGAAACCUUUAUAAAGGAGUAUAAAAUCAAGGGGGAUGAACAGGAACUGGAGAUAUUGCACCUACGUAAGCAUAUAAAUGCGAUGACCGAGGUGAAUGAUUCACGGCUUAAGGUUUACGAGCAAUUGGAAGUCGGUAUUCAGGAUCUUGAACGUGCCAAUCAACGACUUAAUUUGGAAAAGAAUCGGGAUAAAAAGCAAAUUAAAUCGUUGACCACCAAUACCGAGGUUUUGGAAGCCCGCUGUGAGGAACUGAAUCAGUUGCUAAGCGAUGCCCGACAAUCUUUAAGCACCGAACGGCGAAAGGUGGAUCAAUUGCAGCAGGAGCGAUACAGAAUGCAACAUUCAGCCGAGGGUUCCGUUUCAAGCCAUAGCAUUCAGUCAUUGUGCAAGGAACAGAAUUUGGAGCUUUCAAAACUGGAUGUUAUGGCCAUUGCGAACUCAACCGGACUGGAUGAUAUCUCUUUCAGUAAUGCCACCAUGUGUGAGAGGACCGCCGUAAAAGGUGAAGAUAAUGAGGAAUUGGUGAAGCUUCUCAGCGAAAUGGAGAUCCUGAAGCGAGAUUUCUUGGCUGAACAGCAGCGUUGCACUGAGCUGGAGGAACAGUUGGUGACCAUUAUCCAGGAUAACCAGGGUCUGCAGAGUCGUCUUCUCGAAAACAGUGGCAAUGAGGGAACCAUGUCGAUGCACGAAGAGUUUAGUCUUCUGGAUGACGUAAGACAAGGCCAAAUGUGUAGUCGCUGCCUGAGGGAUAUAAACGAGAGCAAUACCAACAUGGACGAUCAAUCCUCCAUCGCUCCUACUGAUGAAAUCUACGAGGACGACGACCGAAGCAUACAAAGCGAAAACACCUCAAAAUGCGAACAUAGUGCUGCGGACUACAAGGAACGUUUUCAAAUUUCCGAAGAUCUUAAUCUUAACGGAUGCGAUAAGCCAAAUCCUUAUCGAGACCUAGUCGAAAAAUAUGAAGCUUUGGUGGAAGUGAAGAGAACCUCAAAUGCGGCCAAGAACAAUUUUGUCAGCAACUCAGAUGGCAAGACCAUUACUGAAUUAAGUCAAAGCAAAAAAACCGAAACAAUUGUUAAUAGCUCAAAAGAAUCUGACCUUAUGUUGGACGCCACACGUAAGCGCACUCCAACUGAGUUUUCCGAAUCUGAAACUACAUCGUCGGGAUUCUCGGAUGAAACUAGCAACAAAUAUACACAAACUGACGAGCGGCCUAGUUUCUUCCUUUGCUCAAUUAGUAACGGAAACGAUUGUAAAUUCAGUAUUUAUGACGAUGUCAGUCCCAUUGAAUCUCAUUUCCGGAAUCGCCCCGAGUACAGGGAACUUUUCAAGGAGAUCUUCGGAGUGCUCAAGAAAGCUGCUGAUAAUAACGAAGUAGAUAAACUACCGUCCCUGCAUGAUGACGUACAGGAAAGAUUACCCCUAGUGCCGGCCAAAGUACCACCGGUAACACCCGAAAGGGAGGAAUCUCCAGAUGACUUCAUUGAUGACGACACACAGAGCGUCGUGUCCUCAGUUAUAUCUAAUCAGUCCAUAGCCAUGUCCGAGUGCGUUACCAAAUUGGAGCGCAAAACAGCCAAAAAACACAUCUUCGAAGUCAGGAAUCAACAAAACCACUCGACCCAUACGCAAUCUACCUUGUUAAAUAGCUCUUCUAAGGAAACGACAGUCGGUGAACCGAAUACUAAACAGAUUAAAGAAAAUGGCCAGGUACUUACUCCACUUAAACGGGAACCUCUCGAAUAUCUAACCGUAGGUGUCGGAAUCAAAAAGAAGAACCGACGAAAGCACCGAAACCAAUGCGCAUCCGGAGAUCGUAUCGAAUUGUUUAAUUCGCGGGAGUUCACUCCCAGGAACAGUCCUCUUGCCAUGAACAACCGUGGUGGACAAGGCAGCUCAAAGAUGUGUACGGAUACACUGAACGCAGAAUUCGGACGCAGCAAUCGUCGACGGAAUACACCUUCCUCAAGCAAUUGGAACGGUUCACCAAUGGUGAUCUAUAACAAAAAUAUGAAUACUCCCCAGACUUCUCGUGGCCGUGUAAUAGAGCUAAAUGGCGUUGAAUUUUACCAUAAUACGGUGUCGCAAGAUUUACAUAAACUCAAAAAGCUAGAUUUAUCUUAUGCUGAAGUACUUCGUCGUGCCGAUGCCGGCGAUCAUAUUCCCACAAAAUUGCAUUCCCAGCGACAACAACAUAACGGAGCCAAUAUACGAAAGAAUCAUCAUCAGUAUCGUCAAAAGUAACCUUGUUUAGAGAAUGUAAAUAAUUAAUUAUACAUUGCAUUCUAGCCAUAGGGCAUUAUAACAUUUUUUAAAUUGUAUGUGCCAUGAAGUCUAGUCCGCUUUUUAAUGUAUAGACAGUUAAAUUACAAUUACAAAUUAACUAUUAACGGAAAUUAAAUUGUAUUUCAGCAUGAUAAAAUAAAUUAUUAAAUGACCUACAACUACAAA
Molecule: messenger RNA, 2748 nt
Organism: Drosophila suzukii
Lineage: Eukaryota; Metazoa; Arthropoda; Insecta; Diptera; Drosophilidae
Gene: Cen
Product: cerebellar degeneration-related protein 2-like
Source: RefSeq, a predicted model, not a curated record